AUGUCUGCCCAGCUGCCCCACGAGGUCUUCGGGCUGGCCAUCUUUGUCAAUGCGCUCGGCUUCAUCGCCGUGUUUCUUGGCCUUCUGCUCUGUUUUAUGUUGUGGCGACAUGGCGAGGGUCUCAGCUAUAUCCUGUUGCUCGGCGUAUCGACCACGCUGGGCGCCGUGCAGGGAGUCGUCACCCAUCUCGACUACACAAUCAACUGGCGACAAAUACAGAUUGAGAGGUAUGAAGCAUUUCAAAAACCGCAGCGCGACCGAACCGCCAUGUUUGGCAAAUCCGACUCUGGAUGGCGCUCGGUCUCGGCUGCCAUCGGCAUUUACCUCUACAAUGUAGACUCACUUCUCGUCUUGUUCUGGGCAAUUACCCUUUUCAUUGGGACCUGGAAUAUCCGCAUCAAGUCGGAGAAGAAGAAAACCAUGGCCAUAGUCCUCAAAUCGACCGCUAUUCUCCUGCCAGCGGUCAUGGUAUCUCUCUGUCAGAUCAAAGCCUUGAGGGCCCGGCCGGUGCUUUUCUUGGUCGUCGUGAACAUCAUCAUGACUGUGUCAAUGGUUGUUGGAUUCUUCCUCGUGCUUGCAAUUCUUUACAAAUACUUGCUGGCUCGGAGUAUUUUCAGGCGCUUCUUCAAACGUGACAGGUCCACCAACGGCUGUUCAUCCAGUUUAGGCACAGUGUCAACUGUAGCCAGUGGGAACCGCGGAAGGACCACAGACAAAUGGCUGAUCGUCCGUUUCAGCCUCAUAAUGACCGUCUUGAUCGCCUUUGAGGCUGCUCUCAUCGUCUACCAACUCGUCAAUCUCCAGCGCAACCGCCACUCACAACGACCUUCGGCAGAAGUGAAGGGUCCCCGUCUGAGCAUUGAACAGGCCAGGGUCGAUCUUUUCCAAUAUAUUCCUGGCGUUGUUCCCAGCAUCGUCGCUUGGUGUAUAUUCGGCACCACAUACGUCUUCCGAAGAGAGUACAUGGCGUUUAUACGAGCCUGGUGUUGUUGCCUGUGCCUUCCUUAUCGCCAUCCGGACAGCGUCUGGCGCAGGAGUUCAUAUGGGCGUCAGGGGUCACUUGAUGCUGAGGCUCCCUCGCAUCAGGCAUCUUUGCCCAAAGAUGGGAAACCGAGCAUCUCCAUUGAAGUCAACACAGAGAUAUCGUUAUCCUCGAUGUCAACCCACAAGACACUACCUAUGAACACCCAUCGUGUUUCGUUUGGUGGAACAUCAUUGCUCCCAGAGCAACUUCACCAGCAUCGGAAUCCGUCCACCAACCAGAUCAGAGGCCCGAUCUCCCCUAUAUCAUCGAACUCGCCGCGCUUCCCUAUGCGAACGCUCUCUCACAGCACAUCCCCGAGAGCACCAAACCCCUCGUUGUCCAAGGAAACCACAGGACACCACUCGUUCCCACGGAGCACCCGCACCGCCUCAAUGGACAAGGAACUGCCCGCAGUGCCACCACAAGCGCCCCCUACCACACCACCCGUCUGCAGCUCUCCAGCCAUGGGUAUCAGCAACACGCCUAGCUCUUUGAGUCCUCCUGGCCUUUCCUGGCUGUCAACCAAUAUGGACUCGAAAUCCAGCUCGGUCUAUUCCCGGUCCGAGUAUGCGCCUACGCAGUCGUCCACAAGCGAGCUCUUUCCACCGCCGCUGGCGAUCGGCUCACCGAGAUGA
Molecule: messenger RNA, 1659 nt
Organism: Diplodia corticola
Lineage: Eukaryota; Fungi; Ascomycota; Dothideomycetes; Botryosphaeriales; Botryosphaeriaceae
Product: glycoside hydrolase
Exons: 6
Coding region: 1-1659 (552 amino acids)
Source: RefSeq, a predicted model, not a curated record